This is a messenger RNA of Cucurbita pepo subsp. pepo (vegetable marrow), 1453 nucleotides long. It is a transcript of the gene MPS1, whose product is annotated as multipolar spindle 1. Gene Ontology annotation, biological process: chromosome segregation; male meiotic nuclear division; meiotic DNA double-strand break formation. The record is from RefSeq and is a predicted model, not a curated record. Lineage: Eukaryota; Viridiplantae; Streptophyta; Magnoliopsida; Cucurbitales; Cucurbitaceae.
CAACGGUUGGUAGAUGGAGUCGUUUUUACAGCAUCAAAUUCGUGUUCCAUGCACAUGAAUUAGGGCUACAUUAGCGCGCGCUACAUUUCGGUUGUUUUCUACCGGGAAUGUCAGUCGCCGACGCCCGGAGUCAAAUGCCGGUGGCAAGCGGGGGAAUCGAUGAUCGGUCACUUAAGCUCGCCAUAGCCAUAUCUCUUCUUCGCUCCAAGGCCAUUCAGAAGCAGCAGAAGCAGCCUGUCGUCUCCAAUCCUCCUUCCGAUUCCGACGCUCUCCGAUGGAAGCAAAAGGCUAAGGAGAGGAAGCAAGAGCUUAUUAGGCUGAGAGAAGAUCUGAAGCAAGCUGAAGAUGCUUCGCAUGAUGAUUUGUUUUCCCAAAACGCCACUUGCAAGUGUUUUUUCUUUGAUAAUCUGGCGAAAUCGAACCCUAAGCGGCUCGAACAUGAUAUAGAUAACAGAUUUAAUGAUGUCUUACGCCGGAGAUUUCUCAGGCAAGUGCGUUAUAGGGAACGGAGGAGAAAACUAGACAGUGGAGUUCAUCGGAAGCGACUUUUAGACUUCAAUGAAGUUGAUGAAGUUGAGCAUCUUCGAUCUUCAGUGGAUUUUCUUGUGGAGCUUUGCGACACUUUUUCUCCGGUAGGGGAGGCCACCUUCAAAAUUUGGGCUCAUCAAGCGGUUAAUUUCAUUCUAGCUUCAUUGAAGGAUCUUCUACCAAGGGGAAGGAACGUGGAGCUUAUUGAAGGAAUUGUUACAAGCUUGAUAAUGCGUUUAAUCAGAAGAAUGUGUUCUCCUCUGAAAGAUGAAUCAGAAAACUCUGUCUUCAACACCCGAUUCUAUACACAGCAGUUGGUCCGCGAACUUGGACGUGAACCGUUCAUAGGGCAACGGGCAGUAAUUUCUGUGUCCCAAAGAAUUUCUGCUGCGGGAGAGAGUUUGCUCUUUAUGGAUCCAUUCGAUGACAAUUUUCCCAGCUUACAUGAAAGCUUGUUCAUAAUGAUACAACUUAUUGAGUUUCUGAUAUCGGACUACUUACUGAUCUGGUCGAAGGAUGAAAACUUCAACAGCUUGCUGUUCGAAGAGUGGGUGACAUCCAUUCUACACGCCAAGAAAGCUUUAAAACUCUUGGAAAGCAGAAAUGGGCUUUACUUACUAUACAUGGACCGUGUCACCGGUGAGUUGGCUAAUCAAGUUAGCAACAUUCAGGGACUCCGGGAGCUCAAGCCAGACAUUCUAGACGACUUAGUUCACUGAAUUAAAGCUAGCCAAACCAGGUAUGUAGAGUUGUUCUUCUGUAACUUUUUUGUUUGUAAGCUCCAUGAUUGGUUUUACCCAUAAGUUUUGAUGCUAAUGAGGUGAAAGUCCAUACAUGUACAAUAAAAACUUAAUGGAGGGUUACUCAAUAUUGACAACAGAAAAAAUAAAGAUAAAACAACUCGAUAAUAUUAUAACUUUCAUGA